CAGAUAUUUUGCUGAAGAACGCGGUACACACUUAGACCUGACGUUAUAAUGGUCUAGGCCCCGUUGUUCGGGUUUAUUUUACUGUUUCUAGUCUACUGAACAUAUUAAGGAGAGAACUUGCUCAGGGUGACACACUUGUUCGUUUGGCCUCAAGUUGAAUAUAAACUCCUCAAUCGACCUCUUUCCACCCCCAGGAACAGCUGACUGCCACACGUAUUCACCCCGUUUCCCCACAAAUAACAUCCCACCAUCUGCUGUUUUCAAAUCUCUUGUUUUUGGAGCUGACCGUGACCAUGGAGUUUCACCGACUGGUACAAUAACAACCUUUAAAAGGCUGAAUACAUGAAUAGGAAAGGUUGAGGGAGAUUUGGACCAAAUGCUUGCAAAUGGGGCUAGAUUAAUUUCGGACAUCUGGUUGGCAUAUGACGAGUUGGAUUGAAAGUGCAAUGAUAUUUGAUUGUUGACAUCUCCUUUGUGAAGAUUUCUCAAUCUUUGAAGAGGCAUCUAAUUUAAGACUGGUGGCAAAACGUAUUGUUGAUCAGGAAACCAAACUUUGAUAUCAUCAGUGGAAACACUUGUACUUUCUCAGUGAAAUACACAGAUCUGGUUUUCUUGUCAACGGAAGGCUAUCUGUGCUUUAGACCAAACAGUGCUGACCCAGGUGCAGUGGGUAUAACGGUUAUAUGAGUUACAGGGAAGUUGGUCUGAUGAGAUCUGUUUGUGGUUGGGUUAUUUUUCUUCCAUCAUUCUACAGCUGAGGUAGUAGCCAUAACUGAGAAGAGCACAAAAAAGUAACUAAUAAACUAAACAAUACUUGUUUUUCCUGUUUACAAUCACAUCAUCAUCGCUGCCCCUCUCCAAUCAAAAACUGCAGCACUGUCUGAGAAGUGUGUUGUUGCCUGACUUGGGAGCUUUUUUACAGAUUUGUUCAGGAUACCUGAUUGAAAUUAGCCUGCUAGGUUGUCUGCCAGAUACAUCAGUUAAUCUUCAGUAUUGUUAAGAGCCUUGACCCCUUCAAAAAUUGACAUUUGCUUAAAUUCUAUUUCUUUAACAUGUCGCUUCUUAAAUAUUAAAACAUCCCAGACUAUUGAAAUAUGUUAUGCUUUGUCCCAAACAUUCCGGAGUAAGGUCGUGCAAAGAACCUACUUUAGAUUGUUUUUUGACCUGUUCUGUUAAGUACAGGUGCAUGGACAUUUUAUCAAGAUAGCAGUAAUAUGUGAUUUUUCCAAAUGCAUUUGAAUAACUUGCUGAUAUGGCAAAAGAACCACAAACCAUCAAAAUUGAAGUUGGCAUACUUGGAGCUUGGAUUGGGCGUAUUGAGAGAGGGUUGAAUUUUGAUUCAUGGAUGGAGUAUUGAUGCAGGCUACUGGAUUUGAACAAAUUGUGCUGAGAGCAGUGGGAAGCCAGUCUAUGAUUGUCAUCCCAAGGUCCAGCAAAUAUUUCACUGUCUGCAACGUCCAUAGGAGGUGACCUGAUCUGAAAUUGGGCAGUCCUCCAAAAGCAAAAUUAAUCAGUUAGUGAACUUCAUGUUCUGCCAGCUCCAGAAUGCUAUAGGCUUUAACAUGAGAUCAUUUGUUCAGUUGGUGAACAGUGCCGUGAACUUGAAUUCCAUUUAGAAAAUGAACUAGAAAAUAUAUACUCAUGUUUUAUGUAAAUUCUGUUAUAUGUACAGGUGUUGCCAGCAUUGACUCAUCUGGUUCAAUGUGCAUAAGCUGUUUUUAAUCUAGUUGUAACCAGCUGUCACCAUGGUAUCAUGGCAUCUGUUGGAGAAUGUGAAGUAUUUUAUUCUCCACCGACCACCAAUGAUUUUAUUUAUUUUGAGCGUCAGCUCUUUAGGCAUCGCUUUCUUCAGUCUUGGGAUCUACAUUCAGUCACAUGAAGUCUCCAAUCCUGAUGUGCCUCAGGCAUGGAAUGCAGUGCUGCAAUCUCUCAGUAAACUAGAAUUCUGUCGGCCUGAAAAUGAAAGCCUGUGGCAGACUAGCACAGAACCUCUAUCUUUUGGACGGGGUUCUGUAAGAAGACGGCCAGACCCAGAUCCUUUAGCCCAUACAACAACAAGACAAUCCGUAACCGCUGUUGCUUUUACCCGAGACACUUUAGAGAGUGUGUCUCUACUUCUGCCAAUCACCUUUAAUUCAAAGGAACCAUUAAAAAGAUUUUCUAGUGAUGUAACUCGUCUCUAUGCUGUGGUAAACGGAAACCUGCUGGGGCUCGAAGAUUCUAAAGCAAAGGAGGUUAUUAAUAUCAUGUUGAUUUCACCAUGGCCACCUGAACAUUACCUUUCACAAAUAAACUCCACAAAUAACAUGAGUACCCUUACAUGCAUUACAAUGUCUGCACCUGCACAUGUACUUCCCCAGGCAAGAUACUUUCCCUCCUGUAACUUAGAAAAUUUUACAGAUGCAUUAUUGUAUCAGAACACACUAGCAAAGAAUUCAGAGAAGACACCUUCACAAGGUCACACUUCUGCUCAGUGCUACAAAACACAGUAUAAACCUGAACCUCAAUUUACCAUCGUGCUGUCAAAGGAGGACCGUAUUCUUUGCAGUCAGCACUUACUGAAGUCCAGUUACAUUUUGCUUCUGCUUGCUCUUGUUGUCUUCUGUUUAUGUGUAGCAUGUGGCCGAAGAAAGGAAAAGAGGCACAAGACAAUUAACUUACACAAGAAAUACCUGCAUAGAGAUUUGUUCAUCUGUACAGAUAGCAAGAAAUAACAAAAGAAAGUGCAAGAAACGUACAGCUGUAGUGCUGUUGGUGGAUGGACACAUUUGAAGGAAUUGAUACAAGAAACAUCUACAUGGUGUUACAAAAGAAAAUCUUAAUGUCCCUGUGGUUUCAGCAUAUUGCUAAGACCUAUACAAUACGAGGUUGCGCUUCAUUUCAUAGUCUGUGCUGCAUUUACUGAGUUCACGGAAGUGGAUAAGGGUGUUGUAUUUGGCCUCUGCAUCUUUUACUCCUAAAUAUAAUUCCUGAUCCCUGCUGAAUAUGUAGAUGGCAGAGAUUAGAAUUGCCUUUAUCUGUUUUUGACACUGAAUGUGUGCAGGUUUUAAAUUGAAGGAUGACUAAACUGUUAGAACUACAUUCUCAUGAGUUGCUGUAUUUGGGAGAAGAAGAAAAUAUGCAAGAUGCUCAUGAGUACUUACUGUGUU
Messenger RNA from Stegostoma tigrinum, 3149 nucleotides. RefSeq lists its product as uncharacterized. Bases 1746 to 2714 code for a protein of 322 amino acids. The record is from RefSeq and is a predicted model, not a curated record. The transcript is spliced from 8 exons. NCBI's taxonomy places the organism in Eukaryota, Metazoa, Chordata, Chondrichthyes, Orectolobiformes, Stegostomatidae.